Nannospalax galili (Upper Galilee mountains blind mole rat) is the source of this 2422-nucleotide messenger RNA. It is a transcript of the gene Kifc1, whose product is annotated as kinesin family member C1. Gene Ontology annotation, biological process: microtubule-based movement. The transcript has 11 exons. The coding region runs from base 227 to 2248 and encodes 673 amino acids. The record is from RefSeq and is a predicted model, not a curated record. NCBI's taxonomy places the organism in Eukaryota, Metazoa, Chordata, Mammalia, Rodentia, Spalacidae. Gene Ontology annotation, molecular function: microtubule motor activity; microtubule binding; ATP binding.
CAGCGGCGGUGGCGCCGGCCCCGAUUGGCUCAUGCGUACUGAGCGGGCGCGGAUCGUGGCCGGCGGUUGAAAUUCAAACGCGGUGGGUGUGGCGCGGGGCCGGUAGCCGCCCGUUCCGUGGCGCGCGGCUUCCGUGUGGCGCGAGUCGGUGCGGGAACGCGAGUCCCGGGAGCCCCGGCGCCUGCGCCGUUCCUUUGCAUCCCAUCGGGCGUGGGCCGCGGUGCACAUGGAGCCUCAGAGGCCCCCCUUGAUGGAAGUGAAGGGGAACUUAGAGCUGAAGACACCACUGGUUAAGGCCUCCUCCCGACUGCCUCUCCCAGGGAGCAGGCUCAAGAGGGGCCCUGACCAGAUGGAGGAUGCCUUGGAGCCUGCAAAGAAACGGACACGAGGUCUGGGAGCAGUGACCAAAGUUAACAUAACCCGCCCCAGAGGACCGCCCCUCCGCACAGCACCACAGACCCAUGGCCAGACUGCAGCUCAAAAAGUCCCCAAGAAGACAGGACCUCGUUCUACUGCUGUCAGUACAGUGCUGAGGAACCAGAAGCCAGCUCCUGCUGCUCCUGCUGCUCCUGCCCCCAAACCUGGCACUGCUCCUCCCAUGGUAGCAGGGAAGAAACCUGGCAAACGUCCUGCUUGGGACUUAAAGGGUCAGUUGUAUGACCUAAAUGAAGAGCUGAAACGCUAUCGGGAGAAGAAUCAAGCACUGGACCGGGAUAACCAGCAGCUGCAGGAGCAACUCAAAGAGGCCCAGCAGCAGGCUAAGACCCUGGGGACAGAGUGUAGCACCCUGGAGGAGGAACUGACCAGGGUACGGACCCAGGCUGAGCAGGGCCAGCAGGAGCUGGGGCAUCUGAGGGCCCACGUCUCGGAAAUCGAGGAGCAGCUGAGCACAAAGGAGGAGUUGCUUCAAGAGCUCCAGAAAGAGCAGCUGGAGUUGCAGGAGGAGCGGAGGGCACUAGCCACCCGACUGGAGGAGCAGGAGAGGAGGCAGCAGGCCUUAGAAGCAGCUCUAUCAAGCAGCCAAGCAGAAGUGGUAUGCCUCCGGCAGGAGACUGCGUCCCAGGCCACCUUGCUGGCUGAGCGAGGAGACCAGCUCCAUGGGCUGGAGAUGGAGCGCCGGCGACUGCACAAUCAGCUGCAGGAACUCAAGGGCAACAUCCGGGUAUUUUGCCGGGUUCGCCCUGUCCUUGCAGGGGAGCCUGUUCCUUCCUCUGGCUUCCUCCUGUUUCCCCCUGGCCCUGCUGGGCCCUCUGAUCCUCCAACCUGCCUUAGCCUCUCCCGGUCUGAUGAUCGCCGAGCAACCCUGAGUGGGGCACCUGCCCCUCCCACCCGCCAUGAUUUCUCCUUUGACCGAGUAUUCCCCCCAGGAAGCAGACAGGACGAAGUAUUUGAAGAGAUCUCCAUGCUUGUCCAGUCAGCCCUGGAUGGCUACCCUGUGUGCAUCUUUGCCUAUGGCCAGACAGGCAGUGGCAAGACCUUCACAAUGGAGGGUGGGCCUGGGGAAGACCCCCAAUUAGAGGGGCUGAUUCCUCGAGCCCUUCGACACCUCUUCUCCGUGGCCCAGGAGAUGAAUGGCCAGGGAUGGACCUAUAGUUUUGUGGCAAGUUAUGUAGAGAUCUACAAUGAAACCGUCCGAGACCUGCUAGCCACUGGGACCCGGAAGGGGCAGGGUGGCGAGUGUGAGAUUCGUCGGGCAGGACCAGGGAGUGAAGAGCUUACUGUCACCAAUGCACGCUAUGUUCCUGUUUCCUGUGAGAAAGAGGUGGAGGCUCUGCUCCAUUUGGCCCGCCAGAAUCGAGCUGUAGCCCGCACAGCCCAGAACGAGAGAUCAUCUCGGAGCCACAGUGUGUUCCAGCUGCAGAUCUCUGGAGAGCAUGCUGCUCGGGGCCUGCAGUGUGGGGCUCCCCUCAACCUUGUAGACCUGGCUGGGAGUGAGCGGCUAGACCCUGGCUUAGCCCUAGGCCCAGGGGAACGGGAUCGUCUUCGGGAAACACAGGCUAUUAACAGCAGUCUGUCCACGCUGGGACUGGUCAUAAUGGCCCUGAGCAAUAAGGAGUCCCACGUGCCUUACCGGAACAGCAAGCUCACCUACCUGCUGCAGAACUCCCUAGGUGGAAGUGCUAAGAUGCUCAUGUUUGUGAACAUUUCCCCCCUGGAAGAGAAUGUCUCGGAGUCCCUCAACUCACUGCGCUUUGCUUCCAAGGUGAACCAGUGUGUUAUUGGCACUGCCCGGGCCAACAAGAAAUGAAGCUGGCUGGAUCCAGAGCCUGCUUUGUGCAAGCCUAAGUGCAUAUGUCUGUGUGUGUUGUGUGUUAAUGUGUAUGUACGUCCUGGGUGGGGGUGUCGGGGAUGCUUUUAUUGGGUAGACAGCAUUAUGUACUUAGCCCUAUCAAAUAAAGAAAGUCUGUUGCAUAUUUUUAAA